UUCGGCGUCUUACCCGCGCCAUCUCACUGCUGCAGAGAGUCUGUGAGACUGGCACGGAUCCCUCCUCGGAAACGACAUGCAGCAGCCGCUAGUUUAGCCUCAUUCUCGCAUUCACUCAUUCGCACUCUCACUGCUCCUCCGCCUUCUCUUCCUCCUCCUGCUUUCCCCCGCUCGGCUUUGGGGCUCUAGUCUCCCGAAGCAAGCAGACGGCUUCCCACGGUGGCUCUCACGUGGGAUCGCGCAGCGCCGCCGCAGCCCGCGGGACCAUAUGACCUCGGACCAUGUUCACCCCUCCUUCGACCCGUCAUGGAGACGAGGAAGUUCAACUGGCGGAGAUACUCUGCGCCAGUUGUCAUCGCCAGCAUGAUCCUCGCGGCCCUCUCCGUCGUCCUCUACUUCAACAUUCGUGAAUAUCUCGCUGUUCGAGAUGAGGCCAACCUGCCGAGGGUCACCGUCGAUCUCGGCUACGCGAGGUAUGCCGGGAAUUCGCUCCCGAGCGGUGUGAACCAGUUUCUGGGAAUGCGGUAUGCGGCGUCUCCGAUAGGAAAUCUGAGAUGGCGAGCGCCUCAAGAUCCCGAACCGAAAGAGGGCACGACAGAUGCCAUCGAUUUUGGGCCGAUUUGUCUGGGGACGGAUGUGACUUAUCCUACUUCUGGUCAAGACGAGGACUGUUUAUACGCCAACGUCUGGUCACCAACAAACGCGACGGCUGACUCAAAGCUUCCUGUUUGGUUGUUCAUUCAAGGCGGUGGGUACACUUCAAACGCCAAUCCGAACUGGAACGGCUCUCAAGUUGUAGAUGUCUCGGGCAAGAAUAUCGUUUUUGUGAAUUUCAACUACAGAGUUGGAUUGUGGGGAUUCCUGGCGAGUGAGCGUGUUCGAAAAGACGGCGAGCUGAACGUGGGACUCUUGGACCAGCGAUUAAUGAUGAAAUGGGUUCAGACUCAUAUCUCAAAGUUUGGCGGUGACCCAAAUCAUGUAGUUAUCCACGGCCUCUCGGCCGGAGCAGGUUCAGUCGCUCUCCAUCUCGCAGCCUACGGCGGACGCGACGAUAAGCUCUUCGCAGGCGCCAUGUCCGAGUCGGUCUUCUUUCCCGCGCAGCCUCAUGUUCCAGAGCUUGAGUACCAGUUCAACCAGACGCUGGACAAGUUGGGCUGCACGGAUGACAAGGACCAGAUGGGUUGUUUGCGCGGUAAAGACAUCAAAGCGAUUCAGGAUGCCAACAUCGCAUCACCGUUUCCGGGGAGGUUGGCAAACCCGCACUUUUACUGGACUCCAUGUAUAGAUGGCGACAUCCUGCAAGAUUAUCCGUACCGACUCUUCGAAAAGGGUUCUUUCAUCAAAGUUCCCGUCCUCUUUGGGACAGGAAGCAACGAGGGAUCCGUCUUCGCCGCCAACGUCGCAACCCAGGACCAGUUCGUCUCCUUCAUGACAGACAACUACCCCAAACUCACAAAGAACGAAACCGACCCGAUGCUGCAAAAGUACCCCCUUCUCCCACAGCUCCCCAACCACAACAUCUGGUUCCCGUCCACCAGCCAAGCCUACGGCGAGACGACCUUCAUCUGCCCCGCCAACACCAUCAUGAACGCCUACGCGGCCGCGAAUCGCUCCGGUACGAGCUGGUCCUACCGCUUCAACGUCCAGGACAACGACAACACGGCCUCCGGUCUCGGCGUCCCACACGUCUUUGAGGCGCCCGCCGUCUUCGGCAUCGACGCGUGCCCGACGCCCGACAGCUUCCGGACAUACAACCGGCCCAUUGUCUCGCUGAUGAUGAAGUACGUCAUCUCGUUUGUGCGCGACCUGAAUCCCAACACGUUCAAGCUCGCGGGUGCGCCGGACUGGGGCGAUUGGGGACGGAAUCAGUCGCGGUACGUGUUUGAGUUGAAUAAGAACCGGAUGGAGAACGUCGAUGACGGGCAGAGGGAUCGGUGUAACUUUUGGAAGGGGAUCGUGGAGGUCAUGGAGCAGUGAGGAGGGCCAUUUCUUGGAUAUAGAGUGCUGCGGGCCACGGAUAAUGAGGCGUUUGCAUCUGGUGGUUGGGUUCUUUGUUUUAUCUGUGCAUACGAGUAGAUGGCAUAUCGGGUUGAUACCAGCAUUGGAUGAUACACAUAGUGUGUCUAUUUCAGUUUUUUUCUUACCGCAUAAUUUCAACGUUGCUCU
Molecule: messenger RNA, 2166 nt
Organism: Colletotrichum godetiae
Lineage: Eukaryota; Fungi; Ascomycota; Sordariomycetes; Glomerellales; Glomerellaceae
Product: carboxylesterase
Exons: 6
Coding region: 307-1977 (556 amino acids)
Source: RefSeq, a predicted model, not a curated record